AUGAAGGUUAUAAAUGCAAUUCUUCCCAUUGUUGCGUACACUCAGGAAAGAUGUGGGACUAUAAAACUCGGCGAAAAAGGCCAAUUCGCGCCAGUUAGUCUUUCCAGUUAUCCCGGCUCCGGAAACACAUGGGUUCGAUACAUGAUUGAAGAGUUCACUGGAUAUUACACUGGCAGCGUUUUCCACGAUGGAAAGCUUUACCGCGGAGGUUUCAAGGGAGAGUAUGAAGAUUACACAGAUGGUAAGGUUAUUGUAACGAAAGCGCAUACAUUCAGAUCGGAGAGGCCACUCACAGACGCCAUUAUGCUCAUCAGAAAUCCCUACGACGCGUUUUUGUCCGAGUUCAAUAGAGUCAACGGCGUUGGCGUCACUGGAAACGAUCACACAGGCAAAGCAUCACUGGAUGAUUUUCUCUCGCCGAAGUGGACAGAUAUGAAUUUCGGAAAAUACGCUGUCCGGUGGUAUCGGCUUUACUCCGGUCUUCUUGAAAGCGGCCACAAGAUGCUGCCAAUAAUUUACGAAGAAAUGAAAGCAGACCCAAAACAAGAAAUGGAGAAAAUCGUCAAUUUCCUUGAUACACGAACAGACUACGAGUCCAAGUAUGAGUGCCUCUUUGGAGACAACUCAAAGAGAUUCAAGCGGUCCAGUGAGCGAGAAUUUGACCCUUAUGAUUUUAUCGAUAACGAAAAACUCGAGGCAGUGAAUGAAGUGAUCAUCAAAAUCAGCGAAACACUCAACCGAACCCACGGAAUCACACUGCCAGAAACAUAUCUUCGAAAUCUUCACUAA
This is a messenger RNA of Oikopleura dioica, 789 nucleotides long. Lineage: Eukaryota; Metazoa; Chordata; Appendicularia; Copelata; Oikopleuridae. The record is from the annotation of a GenBank genome assembly.